GCAUUAGAUUAUCCUUAUCAAGUAUCAUUAAUCAUUCUUUAUUCAUUAACAGCUUGUUUAGCAUUUAUUUCAAAUUUAUUAACCAUUAUCGUUAUGAUGAAUGGUAAACGUUGUAUUGGUGAUAUGCGAAAAUUUAUUGUUAAUCUAUCAAUUGCCGAUAUAUUGAUGGCAAUUUUUACCAUACCAUUUACAUAUACAAAUUAUAUGUUAGGAAGAUGGAUAUUCAUAUCGUUUAUGUGUCCAAUUGUUAAUUGUGCACAAUUGACAACAAUCGCUGUUAGUAUUUAUACAUUAAUUGCAAUCGCAAUCGAUCGAUAUGUAGCAAUAAUGCAUCCAUUACGUCAAUCAAUUUCAUGGUUCAAACGGCAUCGUACAUUCAUUGUAAUAUUAAUCUGGAUUUCGGGUGUUUGCCUGGGAAUCACACAACUCAUUGUAACCGAAACAUAUACAUUUAUUUAUAAUGGACAACAAUAUAUUUAUUGUGGUGAACGUUGGAAACCAGAAAGUAUUGAAGGACGUUUAUAUACAAUAUUCAUAUUUUCAACAACAUUUGCAAUACCAAUGUCAACACUUUGUAUUAUAUAUACGGCAAUGGGUUGGAAAAUAUUUCGUUAUCAAGGACCUGAAUAUAAUCAACGUUUAUAUUACCACCAUCAUCAUCAUCAUAUUCAAAAAAAGACUUCAAUUUUUGAUGAUGAUGAUGAUGAUGAAGAGUCAUCAAAUCAAUGUAGCCAUAUGAAUUAUCAUUUUGUAAAUAACAACAUGAUCAUUAACAAUAAUAUUAGCGAUGGUGGUAUGGUAAGAAAUGAAAAUGAUAUGAAUAUAAUGUCUAACAAUGAUGCUGAUUUCAAACAAAAUAAUAAUAUUGUGGCUGAUAUUGAUCAUAAUGACAUUCAAUUUUAUAAUAACAAUGAUCAAUGUACCGAUAAUAAACAAAUUAAAUUUUUUCCAUCGAAUCAUUUAAUACAUUGUGUUCAAUGUAAAUCAAAAAAUCAUUGUCAAAAUAAUGAUUUGGAAUUAAAUGUCAAAUAUUUGAAAUGUUCAGAUAUUGAUAAAGAUGUUUUGAUUUUAAAUGAUAAAAAAUUUGAUCAUCAACCAUUGACAAAAUCAUUCAAUACUAUAACAAGGAUAAAUUCGUCAGAUUCUGUACAACAACAACAACAACAACAACAACAACAGCAUUCGACAAAAUUUAUUAAUACUCGUCGCUAUAGGAUAUUGAAAAUACUAAUUACAAUAAUCAGUGUAUUUACAAUCUGUUGGCUACCAAUACAAUUAUUCAACAUACUUAUAUAUUUUAAAAGAAAUUUUCUUCAUGUUGAUUCUUCAUUCAAAUAUUAUGCCUUUGUUGGUAGCUAUUUUUUCUGUCAUUGGAUAUCGAUGGCACAUAGUUUUAUGAAUCCAAUCAUCUAUUCAUUUAUGAGUAAAAAUUUUCGGUCAGAUUUGAAAACAAUUUUAUUGAAAUUAUGGAAUCGAAUCAAAAUAUAUUGUCAUCGAUGAUAAAUGGUGAAUAAAUGAGAAAAAAAAUGAAUCAGAAAAAAGAGAAGAAUUCUUUCGACGAAUGAUGAUCGAAAUC
Molecule: messenger RNA, 1576 nt
Organism: Dermatophagoides pteronyssinus (European house dust mite)
Lineage: Eukaryota; Metazoa; Arthropoda; Arachnida; Sarcoptiformes; Pyroglyphidae
Biological process (GO): G protein-coupled receptor signaling pathway
Cellular component (GO): neuron projection; plasma membrane
Molecular function (GO): neuropeptide binding; neuropeptide receptor activity
Source: RefSeq, a predicted model, not a curated record